AUGAAAUCAAGGCCCACCUACGAGCCUCCCAAAACCGGUAUCCUCGGCCUCCUACCACCAUCAUGGGUCCCUUAUGCAGAGCUCAUAAGACUCGACAAGCCUGCCGGCACUUAUUACCUCUUCUUCCCAUGCCUCUUCUCAACGCUCAUGGCAGCCCCUCUGGCAGCCCCCAUGGCCUCACCAGGAUCGGUGAUCGGGACAUCAGCGCUGUUCUUCGCUGGCGCGCUGAUCAUGCGUGGCGCAGGCUGCACUAUCAACGACCUCUGGGACCGCAACCUUGACCCGCAUGUCACCCGGACACGGCUGCGGCCCAUCGCCAGGGGCGCCGUCACGCCGUUUCAGGGGCUGGUGUUCACGGGCGGGCAGCUCCUCGCGGGGCUGGCCAUACUGCUCCAGUUCCCGCUCGAGUGCUUCUUCUACGCCACGCCGAGCUUGCUCUUCGUGGCCUCGUACCCGUUGGCCAAGAGGGUGACGUAUUAUCCGCAGUUCGUGCUCGGACUCACCUUCUCAUGGGGCGCGAUCGUGGGGUUCCCAGCACUCGGCGUCGAUCUUCUCUCGAACACGCCGGCGCUGACGGCUGCUGCUCUCCUCUACUCUUCGAACGUGGCGUGGACGGUCUUGUAUGACGCCAUCUAUGCGCAUAUGGAUGCCAAGGACGAUGUCAAGGCAGGCAUCAAGAGCGUUGCUCUCGCGCACGACCAGUCGAAACGAUUCCUCGCGGGCCUGGGUGCCGUGCAGAUCGGCCUCCUUGCUGCUUCUGGACUCGCUGCUGGCGCUGGCCCGGCAUUCUUCAUUGGCAGCUGCGGUGGCGCUGCUUUCACGCUGGGAUACAUGAUCAAAAAGGUCAAUCUCAAAGACGUCAAGGACUGCUGGUGGUGGUUUGUAAAUGGAUGCUGGAUAACUGGUGGGGUCAUCAGUGCUGGACUAGCCGUAGACUAUGCUCUCAGGUACAUCUCUGAAGAUGAGGCUGAGGAAACCCAGAACAAGCUAUAG
Molecule: messenger RNA, 993 nt
Organism: Diaporthe amygdali
Lineage: Eukaryota; Fungi; Ascomycota; Sordariomycetes; Diaporthales; Diaporthaceae
Product: monothiol glutaredoxin-5
Exons: 2
Coding region: 1-993 (330 amino acids)
Biological process (GO): ubiquinone biosynthetic process
Cellular component (GO): mitochondrial inner membrane
Molecular function (GO): 4-hydroxybenzoate polyprenyltransferase activity
Source: RefSeq, a predicted model, not a curated record